Messenger RNA from Entamoeba invadens IP1, 624 nucleotides. RefSeq lists its product as hypothetical. The transcript has a single exon. Gene Ontology annotation, molecular function: protein binding. The record is from RefSeq and is a predicted model, not a curated record. Bases 1 to 624 code for a protein of 207 amino acids. Lineage: Eukaryota; Evosea; Mastigamoebida; Endamoebidae.
AUGGAAGUUGAAGGGAUUCAUCCCCUUCUUUUGCCAUAUCUGCAACGAUUUCUAAGAAAACAAGACGACAAAAGUCUGCAGAAAUUAAAAAGUGAAGUUGAUGAAAUGAUUGAUGGAGUUCCGAGAGAGGCUGAAUAUUGGAGAGCGGUGCGAGUGAAAAUUGGAGAAGAACUUUUGAAUUGGAAUCAAAAGGGAAUGGAGAAUUCACAGAAGACAAAAAUGGUGUUUGAAACACUGAAGAAUGAACCCCUCAAAGUGAACACGACAUUUGUGAAGGAAAUCACAUUUGGAAAAAAUGACACGGGAAAUACAAAGAAGGAAAAGCCGGAAGUCCAAAUCCGAAAGAAAAUGCGGCAAAUCCAUGUCAACGGGAAAAUUGAAACGGUCACGGAAGGAAUUCAGAUCUCCGCAUUGUAUUCGAAUUUUCAGGGAAAAGUCAGUUAUCAGAUCAAAAAGAAUGAGAAGAACUUAAAUGACUCUCUCCUUGUCAUCACAGCGUCGGAGAAAUACACAGACUUCCAAAUCAAUAUCCCAAACAAAAGUAUCGAAACUUCUGUCAGAAAAGGUUUUGUGUGUUCUUUGGAAGACGGCCUCUUUAGACUUCACUUCAAUUUCAGAAAUUAA